Messenger RNA from Funneliformis geosporum, 702 nucleotides. Lineage: Eukaryota; Fungi; Glomeromycota; Glomeromycetes; Glomerales; Glomeraceae. The record is from the annotation of a GenBank genome assembly.
AUGGAGGUGAGAACAGAGUUUCAAAAUGAAGGACCUCCCCUUGACCCACUUAAAGACUUAAAAGAUAAUAUCAUAAAUCAGAUUAAUCAGAAAAUGGCAGCAGAUCCUAAAAUUAAGACUUCUGAAUUGAAAGACGAGAAUCAAAAUUAUAAAGAUGACAUCCAAAAAGCUACUCAGAAAAAUCAGAUUAAUGGUAUUUAUAAUGAAUUAAAAGCUGAUAUUGAGACUAAACGAGAUAAAAAAAAACUUGCGGCAAGUUUUCAAAAAUUAAUCAGUCAAGCUCAGCAGGCUAGGCAAACUGAUAAUAGUUCUAGCCUCGCUCAAUUACUAAUGCAGAUCUAUAAUUAUCAAGGGGACAGCGGGCUUUAUUCUCAGUAUGAGAGUGAAAUUAAGCAGUGGGAAACCUAUUUAAAUCAACAAGGUGCUAAUGCUUUUAAGGAUUUAAAAAUUAAUGCGAUUAAUGAUUUACUCCAACAAGAACCAAAAGUAACGAUAACUGAGUUAAAGGAAAAAAGUCGUGAUUUUCAAAGAAUUAUUUCCCAAACUAGUGAUUUUACUAAAUUGAACCAGUUUGAAAGCCGAGUCAGGGAUAAUGUUUUUGAAGUAAGGACUGAGAAAAAAUUUAGCCAACUUCUAACUAGUGCUCAAAAUGCUAAAUCUGAGGAGGAAAAAUCCUUAGUUACUCAGCAAGUUUAUAAAUGA